GGCUCGACGCAACCCGAUCUCUGUACCCACCCACUCCCCGCCUUUUGUUUCAGUUCUUUCUUGUGCGAGUCUUCCUGGUUGCGAAGAGCCAGAGAAUCGCUCGAUCCAUUCGGCUACAAGCAGAGAGAGUUUCUGGUCCGGUCUCUGAUGUUGCAUUUCUGAUACCUUCAUGCUUCCAGGAUGCAUAUAAAGCAGGUUAUCAUCGAAGGUUUUAAGAGUUACAAGGAGGAGGUCUCUACCGAGCCCUUCAGCCCCAGAGUUAACUGCGUUGUGGGCGCUAAUGGUUCUGGAAAGACAAACUUCUUUCAUGCUAUUCGGUUUGUCUUAAGUGAUCUCUUUCAGAACUUGCGCAGUGAUGAUAGACAUGCUCUUCUCCAUGAAGGCGCUGGUCAUCAAGUGGUGUCUGCUUUUGUUGAGAUAGUUUUUGACAAUUCUGACAACCGCAUCCCUGUUGAUAGAGAGGAGGUGCGAUUGCGACGGACAAUAAGUCUUAAAAAGGAUGAAUAUUUUUUGGACGGGAAGCAUAUCACUAAGACUGAAGUAAUGAAUUUGCUUGAGAGUGCUGGUUUCUCUCGCUCAAACCCAUACUAUGUUGUUCAACAAGGGAAGAUUGCUUCGCUUACAUUAAUGAAGGAUUCAGAACGCCUUGAUCUACUGAAGGAGAUUGGUGGGACUCGUGUGUAUGAGGAGAGAAGACGUGAGAGCUUGAAGAUUAUGCAAGAAACCGGCAACAAGAGGAAACAAAUUGAUCAAGUUGUUCAGUAUUUGGAGGAGAGAUUAAGAGAACUUGAUGAAGAAAAGGAAGAGCUUAAAAAAUAUCAGCAGCUUGAUAAGCAACGAAGAUCACUAGAAUAUACUAUUUAUGAUAAAGAACUUAGUGGUGUCAGGCAGAAGCUGGGUGAGAUUGAGGAAUCAAGAAACAAAGUCUCUGAGAAGUCAUCUAAUAUGCACAAUCGUGUGCUAGAAGCUCAUGAAAACCUUAAAUUAUUGGAGAAACAAUCCAAGAUUUUGACAAAAGAAUUGCAAAGUUUGAACAAAGAGAAAGAAGAGAUAGAGAAAAAGCGAACUGAAGCUUUAAAGAUGCACACACAAAUUGAACUUGAUCUAAGGGAUGUAGAAGAGAGACUUGCUAGUGAUAUUCGUUCAAAGGAAGAAGCUGCAAGACAGUUGGAGAGUCUACGGAAGGAGAUUCAGGAGUCUCGAGAUGAGCUGAAUACAAUCAGGCCCUUACACCAGUCAAAAGUAGCCGAAGAGGAGGAGAUUACCAAAGGUAUAAUGGAGCGUGAGAAGCAGUUGAGUAUUUUGUACCAGAAACAAGGACGGGCUACACAGUUUGCUAAUAAAGCUGCUCGUGAUAAAUGGCUUCAGAGAGAGAUUGAUGAUCUUGAUCGUGUGCUAUCAUCAAAUGUGUCACAGGAGAAAACACUUCAGGAUGAAAUAGAACAACUUAAGGAGGAGGAAAGAAAGUUAGAGACAUAUAUAAGGAAACGUAAAGUGGAAUCUGAAAAGCAAGAACUAUUGAUAACCAACUUACAAGAUGAUUCUGAUCAUUUGUGUAAACAGAGAGAUGAGUUGCAAGAUUUGAGGAAAUCCUUGUGGAGUGAAGAAGCAAAUCUCUCAGCUGAAAUUGAUAAACUUAAAUCUGAACUUAUAAAGGCACAGAAGAGCCUUGACCAUGCUACACCUGGUGAUAUCAGAAGGGGAUUGAAUUCUGUGAAUAGGAUUAUUAAAGAUCACAAUAUUAAAGGAGUUUUUGGGCCAAUAUUGGAGUUGGUUGAAUGUGACUCCAAAUUCUUUACUGCUGUUGAAGUCACUGCUGGAAAUAGCCUAUUUCAUGUGGUGGUUGAGACAGAUGACAUAUCAACAAGGAUUAUAAGAUACCUAACUUCAGAGAAAGGUGGAAGAAUAACUUUUAUACCACUAAACAGGGUGAAAGUUCCACAUAUAACCUAUCCACAAAGUUCUGAUGUUGUACCACUAUUGAAAAAAUUGAAAUUCCGAUCUGAUUGUGCUUCUGCUGUAGAACAGGUAUUUGGAAGGACUGUAAUAUGUCGCGAUUUGGAUGUGGCUACAAAUGUUGCUCGAAAUAAUAGUCUUGAUUGCAUCACAUUAGAAGGUGACCAAGUAAACAAGAAAGGUGGUAUGACUGGAGGAUUCUAUGAUUUCAGACGUUCAAAGCUAAAAUUCUUUGACACAGUUCGGCAGAACAAGAUGUCUAUUCACUCUAAAACUUUAGAGAUGGAUGAAAUUGGGAAAAAACUGAAAGAGAUUGACCAGGAAAUUACCAAAUUGGUUAGCGAACAACAAAAAAUAAAUGCUCACCAUGGUCAUGUCAAGUCAGAGUUGAAGCAACUACAAAGUGACAUUGCUAAUGUUACUAAGCAGAAGCAGUCAAUCUGUAAAGCUGUUGAAAAGAAGGAAAAAUUACUUGCGAAUGCCCAUAACCAAAUUGUUCAGAUACGAGCUAGUAUCUCAAUGAAACAAGCUGAAAUGGGCACUGAGCUCAUUGAUCAACUAACACCAGAAGAAAGAGAUCUUCUUUCAAGAUUAAACCCUGAAAUAACAGAAUUGAAAGAGAGGCUACUGGCUUGUAAAAAUAACAGAAUAGAGAUUGAGACCCGAAAGGAGGAAUUGGAAACAAAUUUGUCAACAAACCUUGUAAGAAGACUGCAAGAGUUGGAGGGCAUAAUUUUAUCCGCAGAUUCUGACACUUUGCCUAAGGAAGCUGAAUUGAAGAGGCUGGAGCUAAAGAAUUCAGAAGUUUCUAUUGAUAAGCUGUACAAGCAACUUGAAGGUGUUUUGAAAAACAUCGAUAAUGUCACACAGAAGAUGUUGGAGAUUAAAACUUCAAAAGAAAACCGAAAGAUGCUCGAGGAAAAAUAUGAGCGCACACUUCAAGAUGAAGCUAAGGAGUUGGAACAACUUUUGAGCAAAAGGAAUAUCCUUGUGUCAAAACAAGAGGAUUUCAUGAAGAAAAUCCGGGAUUUAGGUUCAUUGCCAUCUGAUGCCUUUGACACAUAUAAGAAGAAAAACAUCAAAGAAUUGCAGAAAUUGCUUCAUGCGUGUAAUGAACAAUUAAAGCAGCUUAGCCAUGUCAACAAGAAGGCACUUGACCAGUAUAUAAACUUCACAGAGCAACGUGAACAACUACAGAAUAGACGAGCUGAACUUGAUGCUGGUGAUCAGAAAAUUCGGGAGCUAAUUGCAGUGCUGGAUCAGCGAAAGGAUGAAUCAAUAGAGAGGACAUUCAAAGGUGUAGCAAGACAUUUUAGAGAAGUUUUUUCUGAGCUGGUGCAAGGUGGCCAUGGAUACUUGGUUAUGAUGAAAAAAAAGGAUGGUGAUCCUGGUGACGAUGAUGUUGGUGAGGAUGGACCUGAUCCAGAGGGGCGAGUAGAGAAAUAUAUUGGUGUCAAAGUGAAGGUUUCCUUCACUGGCCAAGGCGAGACCCAGUCUAUGAAGCAACUUUCUGGUGGUCAGAAAACUGUAGUUGCUUUGACAUUAAUCUUUGCCAUCCAGCGGUGUGAUCCUGCUCCAUUUUAUUUGUUUGAUGAGAUUGACGCAGCAUUAGAUCCACAAUACAGAACUUCCGUUGGAAAUAUGAUACAACGUCUUUCUCACAAUGCAAGCACUCAGUUUAUAACUACCACAUUCCGUCCAGAGCUCGUGAAAGUUGCUGACAAGAUCUACGGUGUCACACACAAGAACAGAGUCAGCCAUGUUAACGUGGUCACAAAGGACGAGGCUCUUGAUUUUAUUGAGCAAGACCAAACUCAAAAUCCCGAGUGAAGUAUUGCGAUAUGAUGGGAGCAAAGCCACAAGCUCAACUAAUCUAAAAUAGUGGAACCAAAUUAAAUGCAUUAAUUAGGAAACAUGUAUCAGAUGCAGUCAGCCCCAUUUACCUAGGCCUAGAUGUUUGUUGUACUUGUAUGAAUGUCAAGUGUCACACAGCUAACUAACUUCUGCUACCAUAUACUUAAGCUGUUACACAACUUGAGUCUCGUAAAACUCUGCGACAGACCGAGAUUCUUAUAUCUGUGCAUUGUUGAUGGUCGGUGGUAAAUUGCCGGUUUCCUUAAGCUGCCUGAGUGAUUUCUUAUUCGAACAAGAUUUCCACUAGUGUUUGGUCUUUACUGAAGGCUUGAGGUUCCGGAUCAUGUAGCAAAGGUUAAACUUUCUAGUUUUGCCACUAUAAAUGAUUGCUAGCUGAUUCACUCUAGCAUUUUGAUCU
Molecule: messenger RNA, 4228 nt
Organism: Zingiber officinale
Lineage: Eukaryota; Viridiplantae; Streptophyta; Magnoliopsida; Zingiberales; Zingiberaceae
Product: structural maintenance of chromosomes protein 3
Exons: 30
Coding region: 181-3786 (1201 amino acids)
Biological process (GO): mitotic sister chromatid cohesion
Cellular component (GO): chromosome
Molecular function (GO): cohesin loader activity; ATP hydrolysis activity; ATP binding
Source: RefSeq, a predicted model, not a curated record